AAAGUGGCUUUUUUGAAUGUAAAAACUCACGCCUGUUUCAUUUAUUUCUGCCGAUUGCUUUUACUAUUCAAUGUUAUUAUAUCCAAUUCUCUUGCUGAAUCUUCAGCACAAUUUUCAUCCUGUUCUUCCUUCCAGAUUAUUUCAUAAAUUGCUCUUCACACUCCCUUACCAUACAACACGCAUUCAGACAAGGUGCAAAACUACCGUCAAAAGCAUUGGAUUCUUAUGGCUAAUGAUGUUUCGUCUUUGAGGUUGGAGUUACUCAGUGCCAAGUCCAGACUGGUUAACUAUUUGCAGAAUCAUCAUAAUUUUCGGCCAGUUCAGAGAGAGUUUCUAGAGUUAGUGUCCGAAUUCGAAAUAUUAAAACUAAAGGCUCAAGAUAUAUAUGGGAUAUCAAGAGAAAAGGUUAUACCUCAAUUGAAGUCCGUUCAUUUUGAUCUAAAUGAGGGAGACAAUCGAGUAUCCUCAGUGUCUAAUAUACACCAAAAUGCAGUAUCACAACUCCAGGAACUUUUGGAUAUGCAUGACAAUUGUUCCUAUCUCCUAGAAUUGCACCAGGCCAUAAAUAGCUUCGAGUCUUCAGUAAAUCAACUGUUAUACCAAUGUUCACGUCGUUCGGUCGUUGAUAAGAAAAAGAAAUGGGAAGACACGGUUGUAAAAUCUCCCAAAGACUCAGAGAUUGAUUUAGAACUCGAUGAUAAAUGUGUGGAAAUAGAUGAAGAAACCUAUCGUUUAUGUGUUGAUACUGUGGUAACAUCACUUGAAGAAUCUGAACAUCUACUUGCGAAACAUAAAAAGUUUAGUAAAGAUGUAGUACUUGUCUUUCAAAGUUGUCAACAAACAUUUACACGUUGCAAGAAUCGUCUUACUCAACAUGUUGAUGAUCUUUGGCGUCGGUGGAUCAUCCUAGAAGUUCCUUCAAAACAUCAGAAUGUAUCUUCAAAGUUCAAUGUUAAUAAUAUAUAUCCUUCUAUUCGUGGACAACUUCAGCCGAAUGAUUUUUUCAGUUUUUUAUUCGAUGCUUGUAUACCAUCACCUACUGAUAUGUGUAAAUCUUUAAGACAGCCGAGUUAUACAUCCGAUUCCGUUUUUUAUGAAGUUUCUGAUCAUGAUGUGCCGACUACUCAAUCAUACGGGGAAUCCACUGUUUUAGCUAGUCUCAAAAUAUUGGCUAAACCUGGAUUGAUCUCUCAGUUGUUACGUAUUAUUGAUGCUUUAAAAGAGUCUAAGAGUCGUAUACUUGAAUUGGCUAAUCAAAUUUGGACGUAUAUAUUUAAACCUUGGCUUAAAAAGGUACCAUGUGUGUCGGGACCAAAUGUUGGCUGGGGAAAAUUAAAGUGUCAAAUAAUUGAACAAUCUGUAAACAUCGAAUCAGAUCAUGAAUUAUUUAUCAAAGAAAUAGGCCUAGAAACAACCGAUAAUAAUGAUGUUUAUAUGACUCAAUAUUUACGUUUAACAUUAAUUGCUCCAAAUACUCCUCCUCCUAAUACUACUACUACAAAUCCUAAUGAAAAUAAUCAUAAUCAUGAUGACAACGAGGAUGAUGAUGAUGAUAAUUUAAUCUCUAGUUCAUGUAAUCAAUUAACUAAAGUAUUUCAGGAGUUGUAUACUUAUCUAUUUGGUUUACAAGCCAUUCAAUCAGACAAUAAACGUUUUAUUGAUAUAAUUGUAAAUAAUAAUAUUGAUAGUGAUUCAGGAAUGUUCAAUAAUGAAUUAGUUAAAGAUUUAAUUGAUGGACGUUUUAAUGCUGGUUUACCAUCAGCUGAAAAAUUACAUAAAUCAGAGAUAAUUGCAAUAUUAACACAAGUUGUUCUACGAUUAAUUAGUGUUGGUCGAAAUACUGGAUUUUUAAUAGAUGAUAUUAAUCACCUUCAUGAUGAUGAUGAUGAUAAGACUGAUUCAUUUAAAGUAUCAGCUAUUGGCGGUGCAACAAAAUUAAAUCUUUGGAUUGAUAGUCUUUCUAUAUUAAAACAUAAACGAUCAGCUAAUGCAAUAUUAGAAGAAUUACGUGAAUUAUUAGCUGAUCGUAAAUUAUUUUAUUCAAUGUGUUCAACUAAUAGUUUAGUAAAAGUAUGUGAAAAAAACGCUACAACUACAACAACUAAUUUCACUACAAAACAUAAUGAUAUUAAUAAUACUGAUGAAGGUAUUUAUGAAGAGGAUGACUUAAUAUUAGACGAUUGUAUCGAGAAUGAUACCAUUGAAUUGGAAUAUUCAGAUAAAACUAAUAAGAAUGAUCAAAUUCUAUCGAAACUAUUAAAAUCCAAAGGUAAUUUGGAUAAUAUUUCACGGCAUUUAGAUCUAGGACAAUUUGAUUUUCCUGAUUGUAUGGUUUCUGAAACUGUAGAUCUUGUUAUGAAACAAAUUUAUAAAAUACUUCAUGAUUGUGAAUCAUAUCUUGAACCAAUUAUAAAUGAAGUUAGUCAAUCAUUGAAUGAUACUCCAAGUACAUUGAAUUCAAAAAAAUUUAAUACUAUUGCAUUUGUUGAAUUUAUCAUCAAAUUAAUUCCUCGACUUAUAAUGUUAUUCACAUCACUUGUACCGACUUUACAUGCCGAUGUCUUUCAAGGAGAUUUACGUUUUGCUGUUCUUUACUACAAUGAUUGUAUGUAUUUAGCUCAUGAAUGUUUAACAUUAGGUGAACGUGGUCUUUAUAAAUUUGUUCAACAGUUUUUAGACUUAGGCUAUGAUAUCAUGACUAAUACAUUGAACAAUACUACUGUUACAUCAAAUGAAUCAAAUACAUUCAAUAAUUUGAAUAUAUUAGAAAGAUCAGCUUCUUUAAGCACAUGUAUUUUGGUACCACAUUUACGUCAAUCUGGUGUUAAUAAUUUAUUAGAUCAUUUAAGACGUGAACGACAAUUUUUAUUACGAUAUGUUGAAAGGAUUCAAGGAUUUCAUAAUGUCAGUUCCUCGAUUGGUAAUCGUCAUUGUACUACAGCUAUAGAAGAUUGUUGUCAUCAUUUGCAUAAAAUUUCAGAAGCACUCAGUCCACUUCCUCGUACAGUUUAUUUUCGUGCUAUGGGGAUCAUGUGUAAUUGUGUUUGUACGGAAUUAGUAAAAACUAUCUUGAAAUUAAUCGAUAUUACGAAAUCAGAUUGUGAUAACAUUCUGAUCUUGUUGGAGUCUAUCAAAAACACUUGUGUCCUCAUAUUGUUAUUUAUUUAUUUCUCUCUUCCUAAAUAAAUAAUAUGAUAAUAAUAUUCAUUCCUUUCAAUUCAUUUUAAAUACUUCUCUUCAUGCAAAGGCUGAAGUUUUAUAGAUUAUAACAAACUAUACAAAUAACCUUGAACUACUUUUCAAAACUAAUAUGUGUAAAUUCUGUUUCGUUUUGCUUAUGUGAUUUAUCAAUAAGAAUCUAAUACAAUUAGAAUUGAUAAACAGUUUCAUUAAUCUAAUAAUAGAUGUUUUUCUAUUCUAAAUCAUGAAAGACUUUCAUCAUAGAUGAUUCAACCAGCUGUAAUAAUUUGUGUAAUCAUUUCAGUGAAUUUCGCCCUGAAAUCUGAUUGGUUCAUUCAUAUGCUUUAUUUUUACCGCCCAAUAUUUUCAUAAUUCAAUAAAUCAGAUCGUGGAAUUUUUCAAACCUUCUGAAGUUGUACAUCAACCAGCUGCAAAAGAAUCAAUAAUCAAAUCACAGCAUAAUUACAAUACUGAUGAAUUAUUAACAAGACGUUGUCCAGAUUUUCAUCGUUUACAAGGUAUUAUAUCAGUAUUAUCUGCAUCAUCAUUAGCUGAAAUUCGUGAUAUAUUAUGGAAUGAUGGUAAUGGACCAUUAUCUAUUGAAUCUCAUUUAACAACAUCUGAAUUACGUUGUUUAAUAAAAGCUUUAUAUAGUAGUUCAUCAUUUCGUGAUGAAUUAUUACAAAAAUUACAUUGAUAUUUCAUCCCUCCCCUUCCCUAUCCCCCUUCGUCCACUGAUUGUAUUUUCGUUUUCAUUUAAUGUUCUGUUUCUUUGUAAUAAGAUUUUCUUAUGUUUC
This is a messenger RNA of Schistosoma intercalatum, 3977 nucleotides long. The record is from the annotation of a GenBank genome assembly. NCBI's taxonomy places the organism in Eukaryota, Metazoa, Platyhelminthes, Trematoda, Strigeidida, Schistosomatidae.